Molecule: messenger RNA, 4992 nt
Organism: Marasmius oreades (fairy-ring Marasmius)
Lineage: Eukaryota; Fungi; Basidiomycota; Agaricomycetes; Agaricales; Marasmiaceae
Exons: 16
Coding region: 87-4457 (1456 amino acids)
Biological process (GO): cellular hyperosmotic response; phosphorylation; phosphorelay signal transduction system
Cellular component (GO): membrane
Molecular function (GO): phosphorelay sensor kinase activity
Source: RefSeq, a predicted model, not a curated record
CAAAAAAGCUUACAUCCCUUGGUCGUCGUUCUCAACAACAACACACGUUCUUCGUUCGUCGACGCCGACGACGAACGAACGCCACGAUGACCGACGCAUUUAUCGACCACUUGGACCGUCUCCUGUCGUACUACGAAUCUCCUCCUCAUCUAACAAACUCUUUUCAUGUCGCUCCUUUAAGUUCCAACUUUAUCGAUGCAGAGGAUUGGCGGUUUGGUGCCAUCCUGAAGACUGUAGGAAAGAUCGUUGGAAGGAUGAGGAGGGCAGAGGGCAAGCUCCGAGGGAUGGGUUAUUCCAUUGAUUACGCUGACGAUGUCAACAACGUCAACGGCAUCAACCACAACAGCGCAGGCCUUGUCGAGGGUGAUCUCGACGACGACGACGACAGCGAUUAUGGAACACCCAAGUCUUCACCAUCACCUUCCCCUACUAACAAACGUAACCGCUCUCCCCCUCAUAAACUAGGUCUUUCUGACCUUCCUGCUCAUCCCACGACGACGACGAACACAUCCUCCUCACACAACUCACAUGCAGGAAGCAACGGUACGCUAUCCAGCUGGAAACAUAUCAGGACACCCUACGGCAUCGCAUCUGUCCCGUCCUCCUCCUCCCAAAUCUCCACCGAAAAACCCGACGAAAGCACUCAGUCCAACGCUCAGCUUUACAACUACACCAUGUACGGCGGAUACGGCUACAUCCCCACCAUUCCACCUGAAAUGCCUAUCGCUGAGCGAGAAUCUUACUUCGUUCGAAACACCACCACCGGCGGUCCUUCUAUCUCCGCUCCCCCUACCUCUCACAUCGACUAUGGCGUCUGUCCUCGCUGCCUCACCCGGAUUAACGACGCGAUGACAGCAGGUCGAAUUCACUCUUUCUCUGACGGCUCUAUUUCUGUGAAUGGUGGUGUGAACGGUGGUAGUUCACCCCAAGUGGUGCCAUCCGGUGGAGCCUUGGAGACGGCAGCGAUCGAGAGCGGGUUGAGUGCGGUCGAAGAGUUGAAGUUGCUCAAAGCGCAGGUUCAGGAUGUGGCUAGGGUCUGUAAAGCUGUUGCUGCUGGGGAUUUGAGUCAGAAGAUCACGGUGCCCGUGCAGGGGAUUGUAAUGGUUAGUUUGAAGGAGGUUAUUAAUCAGAUGGUCGACAAACUAGGUCAGUUCGCAAAGGAAGUCACGCGUGUGUCUCAAGAAGUCGGAACGGAAGGCAAAUUGGGAGGUCAGGCAUUCGUAUUGGACGUUGAAGGGACAUGGAGGGAGUUGACGGGGGUCGUCAACAAGUUGGCUGCUAAUUUGACGUCUCAGGUUCGUUCCAUCGCCAAAGUGACGAAAGCGGUAGCGCUCGGCGACCUUUCUAAGCAGAUUGAAGUCGACGCGCGAGGGGAGAUACUUGAUCUCAAAAACACCGUCAACGGAAUGGUCGUCCGACUUCGUGCGCUUGCUGCUGAAGUCACUCGGGUCACCCUCGAAGUAGGAUCUCAAGGAAAAUUGGGUGGACAAGCGAACGUUCCGGAUGUAGAGGGUGUGUGGUUCGAGUUGGUUAGGAACGUCAACCGGAUGUGUUCGAGUAUUACGGAUCAGGUUAGGAGCAUCGCGAUUGUGACGACUGCUGUAGCGAGUGGGGAUUUGACGCAGAAGAUUGAGAUUCAGGUUGAGGGGGAGAUGGCUACGUUGAAGAAGACGGUGAAUAAUAUGGUUGACCAAUUGGGAGCUUUUGCGAGUGAAGUGACCCGUGUAGCGCUUGAAGUGGGUACGCAGGGUAUUUUGGGAGGGCAAGCUAAGGUGGAAGGUGUACAAGGCACUUGGGCUGAUUUGACUAGGAAUGUGAAUAAAAUGGCUUCAAAUUUGACGAACCAAGUCCGAUCGAUCUCUGAAGUGACGAAAGCCGUCGCUCAAGGAAACCUUAGCAAGUUUGUAGAGGUUGACGUGCAGGGAGAGAUGCUUGAUUUGAAGGAGACGGUCAACUCGAUGGUGGUACAGCUAUCAACGCUAGCCAACGAGGUCACUCGCGUGUCGCUGGAAGUAGGAACGGAAGGAAUAUUGGGUGGCCAAGCGUUCGUGCCUGCCGUACAGGGAGAGUGGAAGUCCCUAACCGACAAUGUCAACUUGAUGGCCAUGAACCUUACCAAUCAAGUCCGUUCGAUAGCCGAAGUCACCAAGGCUGUCGCUUCCGGAGACCUCAAUAAGAAAAUCGUUGUAGACGUAAAAGGGGAGAUUGCGGAUUUGAAGGAGACCGUUAACCAGAUGACGGAGAGUUUGAGUGUGUUUGCUGAUGAGGUUACGAGGGUUGCCAAGGAGGUAGGAACGGAGGGCAAGUUGGGAGGGCAAGCUAGGGUUGCGAAUGUUGCGGGUACAUGGAAGGCGUUGACGGAUAAUGUGAACGUUAUGGCUAACAACUUGACUCUGCAAGUACGAACGAUCGCUGUUGCGACUACUGCUGUCGCAAGGGGAGAUUUGACGCAGAAGAUCGUUGGCGUCUCGGUUAGUGGCGAGAUGUUGAACUUGGUCAACACGAUCAAUGACAUGAUUGAUCAACUUUCGAUUUUCGCUGUCGAAGUGAAGAAGGUGGCUAGAGAGGUGGGAACGGAGGGCAAGUUGGGCGUUCAGGCGGAAGUUGGGAAUGUACAAGGGAUUUGGCAGGAGAUUACACUAUCCGUGAACACCAUGGCAGGCAAUUUGACGACCCAAGUCCGAGGUUUCGCACAGAUCUCGGCUGCUGCGAUGGAUGGCGAUUUCACGAGGUUCAUUACGGUCGAAGCGAGUGGAGAGAUGGAUAGUUUGAAGACGCAGAUCAAUAAUAUGGUGUUCAAUUUGAGAGAUAGUAUCCAGAAGAACACGGCGGCGAGGGAAGCUGCCGAGCUAGCUAAUAGGAGUAAGAGCGAGUUCUUGGCGAACAUGAGUCAUGAGAUUCGAACGCCCAUGAACGGGAUCAUUGGAAUGACGGAGCUCACGCUCGACUCUGACCUCAACAGGUCACAGAGGGAGAGCUUGCUUCUCGUACAUUCGUUAGCCAGGUCCCUGCUGUUGAUCAUUGAUGAUAUUUUGGAUAUCUCGAAGAUCGAAGCUGGCCGUAUGACAAUGGAAGCCGUAUCUUACUCCCUACGCCAGACCGUCUUUGGAAUCCUCAAAACCCUCGUCGUCCGAGCAUCUCAAAACAACCUCGACCUCACGUACGACGUCGAACCUGAUAUCCCGGACCAACUCAUUGGUGAUUCACUCCGAUUACGACAAGUCAUCACCAAUUUGGUUGGGAACGCCAUCAAGUUCACGCCUAGUAAAGUGACUAGGAAGGGACAUGUUGCGUUGAGUACGAGGUUACUGGCCAGUGACGACCAGAGUGUCACGUUGGAGUUCUGUGUCUCUGAUACGGGGAUUGGGAUUGCAAAGGACAAGUUGAACCUGAUUUUCGAUACUUUCUGUCAGGCGGAUGGGAGUACGACUAGGGAAUACGGCGGAACCGGGCUCGGUCUUUCCAUCUCCAAACGUCUUGUGUCUCUCAUGCAAGGCAAUAUGUGGGUGGAAUCCGAAGUUCAGAAAGGGUCGAGGUUUUACUUCACGAUUACCUCUCAAAUCUCGCAACCGUCUUUGGAGAACACACUGGCGAAGAUGGUACCGUUCGCGAAGAGGACGAUUCUCUUCGUGGAUACGCUAUAUGAUCAGACGGGUGUUGUGGAGCGGAUUACGGAGUUGGGGUUGAAGCCGUUUGUGGUACACGAGGUUGGGCGAUUGGCGGAUAAGGAGCAAUGUCCGCAUAUCGAUACAAUUGUGGUUGAUUCGUUGGCUGUGACGGAAUCGAGUCGAGAGAUAGAACACCUGCGAUAUAUCCCUAUCGUCCUCCUUGCGCCUUCUAUGCCUCGUUUGAACCUCAAAUGGUGCCUCGACAACUCUAUCACGUCUCAAGUGACCACACCUGUAUCUGCUCAAGACUUAGCAUCAGCACUCGUAUCUGCCCUGGAGUCGAGUACGGUUUCUCCAGUUUCUGCACCCAACGAUGUCACGUAUGAUAUCCUCCUCGCAGAGGACAAUCUUGUGAACCAAAAGUUGGCGGUGAAGAUAUUGGAGAAGUAUGGGCAUAGUGUGGAGAUUGCUGAGAAUGGAAGUUUAGCGGUUGAAGCGUAUAAGGCGAGGAUAUUCCAGAGUCGGCCGUUCGAUAUUAUUCUGAUGGACGUUUCGAUGCCGUUCAUGGGCGGAAUGGAAGCCACAGAGUUAAUUCGGUCGUAUGAGAUGCAUAGCGGCUUACAGCCGGUACCGAUUAUAGCGCUGACUGCCCAUGCUAUGAUCGGUGAUCGUGAACGCUGUCUACAAGCCGGAAUGGACGACCACAUCACGAAGCCUCUCAGACGAGCUGAUUUAUUGAACGCGAUCAAUAAGCUUGCGGGGGAGAGGGGCGUGAGCAAGCAUUUGGGUAUCAGGAGGCUUGGGCUCGGGUCUGCUGCUGCCACUGCUGCUGCUAUCACGGCUUCAUGAUCCUCCUAUCGCUCGUCUCCCGCCUUCAUGUACCUAUUUGUAUCCACACGCUCCCUAUGGCUUCGCCGAUCCGACCCUUCCCUUGCAUGGGCUCACUCCCCGUGUUCCCCAUUUUUCCAUUCUCCAUUCCGCCUCCCCAAUCUAUGCAUUCCUGCGUAUCUGUCUACUUUCGCCGUACUACGUACACUGUUGUCGUUGUUGCUCUGUGCGUUGAACGCAUGCUCUGUGGAUACCCCUGCUCUUCCACGCCAACGCUCCGUGUCCUUUCAUCCGUCUCCCGCCGUUCAUCCAUUCAUAUGGAUACCUGCUCUUCGGCCUUUACCCUUACUGUUUCUCUUCCCGUCCUCGUUCCAUUUCAUCGUGUAUUUUCACAUACCAUUAGCACCCUUGAAACUGUCCUUCGUGUACUUUCUAGUUUUUUUUUUUGGAAUGUUAAUACCUAAUCACAUACCUACAUAUGCAACACCAACAUCGAAUCUUGUAUCAUGUACAUAUGUUAUUUAUGCUACAAUCGUAAUCAGAGUAUUGUUUGACA